This is a messenger RNA of Drosophila grimshawi, 1438 nucleotides long. RefSeq lists its product as uncharacterized. The record is from RefSeq and is a predicted model, not a curated record. Bases 54 to 1115 code for a protein of 353 amino acids. Lineage: Eukaryota; Metazoa; Arthropoda; Insecta; Diptera; Drosophilidae. The transcript has a single exon. Gene Ontology annotation, cellular component: extracellular region.
UCUCUGGCUCUGUGCCAAGUGCCAAAUGCCAAUUGCAGUCCGCUCACUAAACGAUGGAAAGACAAACGCGUCUCGGUCUCUACUUUGUUUACGGCAUGUUAAUUGAAGCGUCAAUCAACAACGCUUGGCUGCAGUCGCAGCCGGGUCUCAACGAGUCCAGUUACAAUGUGCGUCACCUGUCCACCCACUUCUCGCGAGUGUUCCUCAGCAUUAGUGUGGCGCGCAAUGAUUUCCCCACGCUGAUCGAGGCCCAGUGGCCCGUUUCUUAUUUGCCCAUGCGCACAGCGAUAUUUCCCAGCAGUGAGCUGCAUGCAAGCCGUGCUGACGUCGAGUUGGAUUGCACGCUGUUGCAGCAGGCCCACUGGUCACAAGUGGACAGCCUGAGCCGGUUGUGGGUCAUGGAUGUGGGCUGGCCACAUAACGACUGUCCGCCCAAGCUGCUUGUCUUCGAUCUAAUGCGCAACAAUGCGGAGCUGUUGCGCAUCGAUUGUGCCCAGCACAUUGGCGCCAAUGCCACAGAGAGCCUGGUCGUGCAGCUUGGUCCCAGGUCGAGCAGCUGUGAGCUGGAGCGGCACAUUUUCUUCAUUUCGGACAGUCAGCCGCAUAUUUUGGCCUAUGAUAUCCUGGAGCAAACCUGGCAUCGUCGCCAACUACUAAGCAACAAAUACGAGAACAUGACUCAGACAUUUCCCAUUAAGCCAAUGGAUUUUACCUUUGGACUGCAGGGAGAACUCAUUGUCUCCGAUCUGGAUGGCGUCCUCUACAGUUCCAUGCGUAGACUCCAAUUAAUAAGUUCCACUCCAUCCUCCUCCUCCUCAACCAUCUCCUCAUCGAACUCGCUGCACAUACAACUAACACGCUUGGGCAGCCUGCUGGGCCCCAGUCGCAGCAUGUUAAUGGAUUUCUUUGGAGCCCUCUUUUAUGUGGUACCCAAAUUUGGAGCCGUUGUUCGUUGCGCUCAACUGGCAAAUUUAACUGCCGAGGGCAAUGAGAUUAUUUAUCUUACUUCCAAGAAUAUUCAACAAAUAUUCUUUGGAGCAGAGGGUGCCGUCUGGGUAUUAAGUGAUCGUGUCCUUACCCCACAGGAUAUUUGCUAUCCCGGCAUAUUGAAUUAAUUAAUAGAACCUGUAGUUAAAAAACAAAGCAUACACGAGAAGCUAAAUAACGGCACUUGCAUAGCUGUUCCUGUUUGAUCGACUAUCGAUCUUGCGACCGCCGAACGAUAGACAUCGAUUGGCACUAAUGCUGUCAACCAUCGAUUGCCAAACAGAAGAACAAAAAGGUCGAAAAAUAAAGGAACUACGCAAAUAUCAUUUUAAAAUUCAAUUUAUGCUAAAAAUUCAUGAACUAAUUGGUUUAUGCUUAUUUAUAAUUCAACUUGGAUAAGUUAAAUUAGUAAUAGUAUCUUAGGAAACUCAAUUAAAUACAAAAUGUGUAA